AUGUCAAAAAACUUUGAUAAGAAGUUUACUCUUCCAUUAAUAGAUUAUAAACCUCCUAAAAAAGAUGAUAGUGAAAAUUAUAAUUUCAUCAAAGAAACAAGAAAGUCUAGGACUUCUUUCAAAGAUAUUCCUCCUCCAACUGAAGAUUAAGAAGAUUUAAGAACGCAGGUUAUGAGAUUAAAGAAAGAAUUAGAAUAACGUAACUAGAGUGUAAUGGCACUUUAGAGAAAUUUCGAAAGCUUAAGUACAAUGUUUAAGACUGAAAAAUCAGAAACUUAAAGAUAUAAAAAUGAAGUUCAGUAAUUAAGAGAUCUCAAUUAGAAUUAUUUGUCAAAGAUAAAAGACAUAGAAGGAAAAUUAGAUGAUGCAAAUGGUAAAUUAGUUAAGGGAUAACAAGAUAAUGAAGCAGCAAAUGAAAAAGUAUCUCAUAUGAAUAAGGUUUAAAAUGAGCUAGCUAAAGCCAAUAAGCGAAUUUAAGAAUUGGAAUCUUUAUUAGAACAAAGAAAUAGUUUAAAUACAGAUUUAAAUCAACAGCUUAGAGAAACAAAUUCUCAACUCUAAAAAAUUCUAAACCAAGAUAAAAACUUUGAAAAAGAAAAAAAACAAUUUUAAGCAGAUUUACAAACUUUAAAGGAUUAGAAUCAACAGUUAAAUAUUUAAAAAGAAGAAAGUGAGAGACAGGUUAAAAUUUUAGAGGAAAAUUUAGAUAAAGCACUUAAUAGGAUAAAUGAUUUGUAAGACAAGUCCUAAGAUUCUGAGGCUCUUAAGGAAGAAUUAUUGGACCAUGAUAGAAAAAUGAAAAAAGAAAUAUAAACAUUAAAACAGAGAGAAAGUGAUUUACUCAUACAGCUUAAAAAGCUAGAAAAUGUUCAUGAAUCUUAAUAAACUUUACUGAAGAUGAAAAGUAACAAUGAGUCAUCAAUAAAAUAGGAAACUGCAUAGCUAAAAGAAUUAAACAAGGAACUAGAGGAAGAAUUAAGCAAGUUGAGAGAAGAAAGAAAUAACUGCAAAUGUUUUAACUACUUAAAUUUGAUUAAUAAUUAUGAAGAAAUGAAAUCUAAAUGUUAGGAUGAAAUCAUUUUAAUUGCUAAAUUCGAAGUAAAGAAUAAUUAAUAAGUUACUAAAGAACUCAGAGAUAAUGUAUAAAUAAUGAGUUCAGAGAUAUAAAAUCUAAGACAAAGAUUAUCAGAGUAUGAGGGACAAUCUUCGCAGUAAAUUGAUUAGUUAAAGGAAAUGCUGGAAAGAGAAAAGAAUAUGAAUUAAAUAUUAAAUGAUGAAAAACUUUAAAUAUAAAGUGCUCUCAGUAUCUCAGAAGAGCAAAAAAAUGCCUUAAACAGAAAGUUAGAGUAAGAACUAAAUAGUCAAAACUCAGAGCUAAAUAAAUAAGCAGAGUAAAAUUAAAACUUAAUUAAAAACUUAAAUGAAUACGAGCAAAAGAAAAACAUGCUCGAAAAAGAAAAGUAAAACUACUUCUAAAUGGUUUAGUCUAAAGAUAAUUUAAUAGAUAAUUUAUAAAAAGAAGUCAAUAAAAAUUAAGAAAAACUUUAGGAGUUUGUUUAAAAUAUUUAAACUUUGAGGUCAGACAACAGUCAGCUGAUGUAAAAGACUAAAGAAUUAGAAGAAUAAAAUAGCAAAUUAGAAUAAUAAAUUUAAUUACUUUCUUCUUAGAACAAAGAGUUGAAAGACAAAUAUAGUUAGUUAACUAGUGAUUAAAAGUCAGAAUAAACAUAACUCUCUUCCAUGUAGAAUUAAAUAGAAGAACUUAAGCAAAGAAUGGAACAGGAAAUUUUAAAUAGUUAAGCUUUGAACAAGAGCCACAAAGAACUCAUCACUAUGCUUUAAGAUAAAGAAGCUGAUCUAAAAAAGAUCAAAUAUGAAUAUGAAGAAAAGAUUUCUCUCCUUUCAAAAAACGAAAAAGAACUUGAUGGAGAUCUAAAAUCUCUUAAGGCUUCUUAUGAAAAAAAGAUUUAAGAGCUAAAUAAUGCAAUAAUUUAAAAAGAUGCCUUUUUGAAUUAGUCCUUAGAAUAUUAAUAAUAAAUUGAAAAAUUAAAAGAGGAAAGAGAUGAAAAUUCCAGAUAAAUUUCAAAAAAAGAUUCACUUCUGUUUAAGUAAGACCUUGAUAUUAAAACACUAACAAGUAAACUUGCUAUUGCAGAGAAGAACUUAGAAGAAUUAGAUCCUAUCAAGGUAAAGUAAUAAAUUCAAGAUUUAAAGGAUAAAGAAAAACUUCUAAGAAGUUCAGUUGCUAAGAUUGAAAAUGCUGCAUAAGCAGCAGAAGCUUAAUUCGGGUGCUCCUAUUGUGGACAGACUAUAAAAGAUGCUAAGACAUGUGCCCCAUGUGGUCAUUCAUUUUGUGAUGCUUGCUUUAAAGGAUAUACUCCUCACUGCUAAGAAUGCAGAAAACCAGAAACAGAGUUAGUAUUUUCUAAUAAAAUACUAGAUUCUGUAAUUGGUAACUAUAAUUACAUAAUGUUAACGUUAUAAAGUAUCAAAGUUAUUUGA
Molecule: messenger RNA, 2502 nt
Organism: Tetrahymena thermophila SB210
Lineage: Eukaryota; Ciliophora; Oligohymenophorea; Hymenostomatida; Tetrahymenidae
Exons: 8
Source: RefSeq, a predicted model, not a curated record